Messenger RNA from Paramormyrops kingsleyae, 1622 nucleotides. The record is from RefSeq and is a predicted model, not a curated record. NCBI's taxonomy places the organism in Eukaryota, Metazoa, Chordata, Actinopteri, Osteoglossiformes, Mormyridae.
AAACACCCCAACCUUUAUAACCACAUAUUCAGAUACUGAACUUUGCGUUGAUGAUUUGUAACCUUAUUAAUCAUUAAUAGAAAUUUAUUUGUAUGCUGUCCUUUCUUUUUCGGUUAAGGCAGGGAAAGACUAGUUGAAGGUAAGUCUGUGUGAUACAUUCGUGUCUUUUAAUGUACAAUCAGUGUACAUGGUGAUGCGCAAAGGGACGGUUUUAAUACGAUUAUUGCCGUGAUGUUUAGCUUUAAUGCAAAGUUACUUAUUUGUAAUAUUUUGUACAAACACACGCUUGGGUGGCAAAGUGAAGGGGGAUCCCACCUCCAGGGUUUGCCGAUCGGGAUCGGACAGAAGGCGGUGCUAAGUCGGGAAUUUGGUUUCGAAUACAGUAACUAAAAUAAACUGACCGCUUGUGUGCAUUUUAGUAACAUAAUAACCAGAGACGCCAUACUCCCUCCGCGCAUCUUUCGCUAUAUUCAUUAACAUCUAGAAGCUUUAUUUUGUCGCUGAUUUCACUGGAGCUCAGUACCCGGCCGCGAAGCGUGGUGCCAGGCGGAAUUCUGCUGUUACACUCACGGACUUUGGAGUGACGCGGUGGCAGAUCAUGGCAGAGAAGCUGCUGGUGAUAGAUACGGACUGCGGCGUCGACGAUGCCCAGGCGAUCAUGAUGGCGCUGGUCGCCCCCGGCGUGCGGCUGCUGGGCAUCACCUGCUGCUUCGGGAACACUUCCGCGGAUAACGUGUGCCGGAACGUGCUGCGGGUGCUGUCCGUGUGCGACAGGACCGAGAUACCUGUGUUCCGGGGUGCCAUGUCCACCCUGGUGGCGACCCCCAACCUUCCCAUCAGUCACUUCGGCACUGAUGGUCUGGGGGACGUUCUGGAAGACAGCCAGCCAGAUGCGUGGAGGACGCAGAUCCAGGGGGAGCACGCCGUGAACGCGCUGAUAAGGAUGGUGUCAGAGAACGAGGGGCAGGUUUCUCUUGUGGCGCUGGGGCCUCUGACAAACCUCGCUCUGGCUGUAAGACUAGACGAAGAGCUACCGAAAAAGCUGAAGGCUCUUUACAUCAUGGGAGGCAACAUGGAAGGUAAAGGGAACCGCACAAUAUGUGGAGAAUUUAAUUUUGUGAUGGACCCAGAAUCAGCUUAUAUCGUUCUGGAAGAGUACCUCUGCCCUACUUACAUUGCAUCAUGGGAGUUUACCUGCAGAAACAAACUGUCAUGGGAUUUUUUCGAUGCACUGGUGAGCCAAGACACACCAGCAGCCCGCUUCAUGAAAAAGAUCACGUCCAAGUACUACUGCAGGGACGCAGUGACGAGGAGGGGCGUCCUUUUUGGACAGGGCUUUGUGUCAUACGAUGCGUACGCCAUGGCCGCGGCCAUCGACUGCAGCGUGGUGACCGAGAGCGUGCUGUGCCCAGUACGCGUGGAGCUGCAGGGGGCGCUGUGCCGCGGCAUGAUGGCCCUGGACCAGACCCACACGCUUGGGAAGCAGCACUGCGUGGCGGUCAUGACAGCCUGUGACACUGAGAAGCUGGCCACUCUGCUCAUGACAGCCCUCGAUCAGCCUCGGGGGGCUCGAGACUCACAAACUGCCAGAUUGUGAGGGGGGGGGGGUGUCCUAGGAAGGA